Molecule: messenger RNA, 1951 nt
Organism: Silurus meridionalis
Lineage: Eukaryota; Metazoa; Chordata; Actinopteri; Siluriformes; Siluridae
Product: histidine--tRNA ligase-like
Exons: 14
Coding region: 347-1918 (523 amino acids)
Biological process (GO): mitochondrial translation; histidyl-tRNA aminoacylation
Cellular component (GO): cytoplasm; mitochondrion
Molecular function (GO): ATP binding; identical protein binding; histidine-tRNA ligase activity
Source: RefSeq, a predicted model, not a curated record
AGACGCAGGAGACCUGCAGUCUCUCAUAACGGCGGUUAAUGCAGAAGCACCAUGGCGGACAAAUCGCAGAUCCAGGAGGCGCUUAAAGUGCAGGGAGAGUUGGUGCGAAAACUCAAGGCAGAAAAAGCCAACAAGGAUCAGUGCUAGGGUCGCUCACCACUUUUCUCCUGUUCUUGCUGCUUGCUGCUGUGAUUCCUCCAUAUUUCCUCCAUCCUCAUCAUCGUGGGCGUCAUUGUCCUCUUGUUCUCCUGAACGCUGGUCUCCUGAAUGCUGUACAAACACUCGGAUUUCACUAUUUCCUGACCCAAAUUGUGGGUGAUGACCUGCUCCUGAACUGUGUGUGAAAAUGACUGCUCUCGGCUUGGCUUGUGUGCGUCUCUGUGCUGGAUUGACGUUACGCCGGGCUUCACCGUGGCUCCGUCCCCUGCGUUGCCUUUCUGGGAUGACCAUAUCUCAGAUCGAUGAAGAAGUUGCCAAACUGUUAGAGCUGAAGGCUCGGCUCGGAGGAGACGAUGGCAAACAAACUUUUGUUCUUAAGACACCGAAGGGGACCAGGGAUUACAAUCCAAAACAGAUGGCCAUCAGAGAGAAGGUCUUCAGUAUCAUUAUCAGCUGCUUUAAGCGCCAUAACGCUGUGACCAUCGACACUCCUGUUUUUGAGCUCAAGGAAACAUUGACAGGGAAAUAUGGUGAAGACUCCAAACUCAUUUACGACCUGAAGGACCAAGGAGGAGAGCUGCUGUCUCUCAGAUACGACCUCACCGUUCCUUUUGCUCGCUACUUGGCCAUGAACAAGAUCACAAACAUUAAACGCUACCACAUUGCUAAAGUGUACCGCCGAGACAACCCAGCCAUGACCCGGGGCCGCUACCGCGAGUUCUACCAGUGUGAUUUUGACAUUGCAGGACAGUACGACCCAAUGAUGCCUGAUGCAGAAUGUUUGAGAAUUGUUUACGAGAUCCUGAGUGAGCUGGACCUGGGCGACUUCCGCAUUAAGGUGAAUGACCGGCGAAUUCUAGACGGUCUGUUUGCGGUGUGCGGCGUACCAGAGGAAAAAUUCCGCACCAUCUGCUCAACUGUGGACAAACUGGACAAGCUGCCAUGGGAAGAUGUUAAGAAUGAGAUAGUGAACGAAAAAGGUCUUUCUGAGGAAGUGGCACAUCAAAUUGGGGAGUAUGUCAGUAUGCAGGGUGGACUGGACCUGGCAGAGAAGCUGCUAAAGGACCCGAAGCUGUCUCAAAACGAGCAGGCGCUUGCUGGACUGACUGACAUGAAGCUCCUGUUCAGUUACCUGCAGCUCUUACAGAUCACAGAUAAGGUGGUGUUUGAUCUUAGUCUGGCACGUGGCUUGGACUAUUACACCGGUGUGAUAUACGAGGCUGUGCUGUGCCAAGCGCUGCAGCCAGAGGUGCCGGCGGUUAAGGAGCAGAAAGGAGCUGGGGAUGAGGCUGGGGUGAAUGUGGGCAGUGUGGCGGGCGGGGGGCGAUACGAUGGAUUAGUGGGCAUGUUCGACCCCAAGGGAAGAAAAGUCCCCUGUGUGGGUGUCAGCAUCGGGAUUGAGAGGAUCUUCUCAAUAAUGGAACAAAAGGCGGAGAUGUCUGCAGAGAAAAUCCGUACCACAGAGACACAAGUGCUGGUGGCAUCUGCACAAAAAAAUCUCCUGGACCAGAGAUAUCAACUUAUCACUGAAUUGUGGACUGCAGGUAUUAAGGCUGAGAUGCUUUUAAAAAAGAACCCCAAGCUGCUUAAUCAGCUUCAGCAUUGUGAGGAGAUGGGCAUCCCCCUGGUGGCCAUUUUGGGGGAACAAGAAAUCAAGACUGGAGUUGUAAAACUCCGUAAUGUGGCCACCCGUGAAGAGGUGGAUGUGUCCAGGGAAAACGUGGUAGAGGAGAUCAAGAGGCGGACACUAAAUAUUUAAAUGUUAAUGCUCAAUAAAAAAUGUUCUAUUAUA